AUGCUCCCUGGUCACUCCCAGUUCCACGCGAGCUUCUGCAUUAGACAGACCAACCUAAUAGAACCGCACCCUCCCGGUACAAUUACACCUCCACCUCACGAGCACCUCACAAGCACCUCCAUCUUACAAGCACCUCCAUCUCACAAGCACCUCAUAAGCACCUCCACCACACAAGCACCUCCACCUCACGAGCACCUCACAAGCACCUCCAUUUUACAAGCACCUCCAUCUCACAAGCACCUCAUAAGCACCUCCACCACACAAGCACCUCACAAGCACCUCCAUCUCACGAGCACCUCUACCUCACGAGCACCUCACAAGCACCUCUACCUCACGAGCACUUCACAAGCACCUCCACCUCACAAGCACCUCAUAAGCACCUCCACCACACAAGCACCUCCACCUCACGAGCACCUCACAAGCACCUCCAUUUUACAAGCACCUCCAUCUCACAAGCACCUCAUAAGCACCUCCACCACACAAGCACCUCACAAGCACCUCCAUCUCACGAGCACCUCUACCUCACGAGCACCUCACAAGCACCUCUACCUCACGAGCACUUCACAAGCACCUCCACCUCACAAGCACCUCAUAAGCACCUCCACCACACAAGCACCUCCACCUCACGAGCACCUCACAAGCACCUCCAUUUUACAAGCACCUCCAUCUCACAAGCACCUCAUAAGCACCUCCACCACACAAGCACCUCACAAGCACCUCCAUCUCACGAGCACCUCUACCUCACGAGCACCUCACAAGCACCUCUACCUCACGAGCACUUCACAAGCACCUCCACCUCACAAGCACCUCAUAAGCACCUCCACCACACAAGCACCUCCACCUCACGAGCACCUCACAAGCACCUCCAUUUUACAAGCACCUCCAUCUCACAAGCACCUCAUAAGCACCUCUACCUCACGAGCACCUCACAAGCACCUCUACCUCACAAGCACUUCACAAGCACAUCACAAGUACCUCUACCUCACAAGCACCUCACAAGCACCUCCACCUCACAAGCACCUUACAAGCACCUCCAACUCACGAAGCACCUCCACCUCACAAGCACCUUACAAGCAACUUCGACUCAUGAGCUCCUUCAACUCACAAGCACCUCCACCUCAUGAGCACCUUACAAGCACCUCCAACUCACAAGCACCUUACAAGCACCUCCGACUAAUGAACACCUUCAACUCACAAGCACCUCCACCUCACAAGCACCUCACAAGCACCUUACAAGCACCUCCGACUCAUGAGCACCUCCAACUCACAAGCACCUCCACCUCACGAGCACCUCACGAGCACCUCCACCUCACAAGCAUCUCACAAGCACCUUACAAGCACCUCCGACUCAUGAGCACCUCCAACUCACAAGCACCUCCACCUCACGAGCACCUCACGAGCACCUCCACCUCACAAGCAUCUCACAAGGUACAAGCAUCUCACAAGCAUCUCACAAGCACCUCCACCUCACAAGCACCUCCACCUGACGAGCACCUCACAAGCACCUCACGAGCACCUCCACCUGAUGAGCACAUCACAAGCACCUCCAUCUCACGAGCACCUCACAAGCACCUUACAAGCACCUCCAAGUCACGAGCACCUCCACCUCACAAGCACCUUACAAGCAACUUCGACUCAUGA
This is a messenger RNA of Micropterus dolomieu (smallmouth bass), 1641 nucleotides long. Its product is annotated as extensin-3-like. NCBI's taxonomy places the organism in Eukaryota, Metazoa, Chordata, Actinopteri, Centrarchiformes, Centrarchidae. The transcript is spliced from 3 exons. The record is from RefSeq and is a predicted model, not a curated record. The coding region runs from base 1 to 1641 and encodes 546 amino acids.